UUUUGAAGUGCGCUCGAGGCGUGAAAUGAAAUAACGUAAAGUUUACAUCGUGUUCAGGAUGUCAGUCCAUCGGGCGUAGAGAAAAAAAUCAGUGGUAAUUCGUGGAGAAUUGCGGUCGGAGUUUCUUUAACGAUACCGGCUAAACGUUUUCAGCGGGAGGUAAUUAGUCGUGGAGGUUGGAAUCGUGAAAUGCGAGAAUACAACAGGAAAGACGCUGCUAUCAUUACGUGAUCAAAACGUGAUAAGAAAGCAUAGGUACAUUGGCAGAAUGAAUUAAUUAAUUAAUUUAGAGCGAUGGAAGGAAUAAAGAACGACAAUGGAUUAGCACCAUCGAUGGAAAAUGAAGGCAGUACAUCGAUAUCGUCUGAAAUGGCAUCAGUCUUUGGAUCGUUCUGGAUCUAGAAUAUUGAUAUUCGGAUGAGAAAAGUCUUCUUCGCCGUAUAAAGGUAACCCACGAAAACAAUACGAAUCGGUGCAAUAGGUCAAUGGCUGAGCACUUGCUUGUUAAUCGAAUGGAAGCCUGUUAGAGGCGCUCGCGCGUGAAACAGAAGUGGAAGCGAGCAUAGUCGGUGACUCGGCCAUGCCAGUUGUCCGCCUGCCUCGUGCCGCAAACAAAAUCUGCAUAAAGUGGCGACAAGCGUCGUCAACUUCAUUAUACCUGUAUCGUAUCGAUACGGAAGAAAUGAAACGCGUUCCUGUCUUUGGAUACUCUGGAAAUCGUCUGAGAAUUGGCGAUCGUUGCGACCUAAAAAGCUAAUAAAACAAACUGUGACAUCGAAGAAGGAUAAAAUAUAACGAUCUGAUUAACUGUAGCUGUAAUAUGUGCCGGUAUAGUAUAUGAUAAAUCGUAGGGCUGAUUUGAUACAAGUGUGAAUCGUAAAAAGGUAAAACGAAAAGUGAUUGGAAAAACUAGUUUAAUACGUUCGUCUUGAACCGAUGAAACGAAUCGUGUUGAUCGAAUGUUUUUAAAUCGGUAUUUGUUCGAGGUGCGUAGUCACCUUUACGUAAUUUCCAAUAAAAGACUCGUACUAAAGUUCGUACUAAAUUAAGGGUAAAUCAAAAGAUAAUCGAAAGACGCGUAUCCAAAGAUAGAUAGUUUGUCAGCGAAUUAAGAAAUUUUUGCGAGAAAAAUGCAGAACCUCCAAGUUUUUGUAAAUUCAACGCCCGACCCGUUGAACAUGACACUACUGAUGGAAAAUAACACUUACUACAAUAACACGAAUAUCACGGAUUUACAAUUGAGAAAUCAAUUCAUACUUCCGUGGUGGAGACAAAUGAUCUGGACCUUGUUGUUCGCCUGUAUGAUCGUCGUGGCAACUGGUGGCAACCUGAUAGUCAUUUGGAUUGUAUUAGCGCACAAACGGAUGCGCACGGUCACUAAUUAUUUCUUGGUAAACUUAAGCAUCGCAGACGCUAUGGUGUCUACGUUGAACGUUACGUUCAAUUACAUCUACAUGUUGAACAGUCACUGGCCCUUUGGCACGCUCUACUGCAAGAUCUGUCAGUUCGUCGCUGUGCUCACUAUAUGCGCCAGUGUCUUCACUUUAAUGGCAAUUUCUAUAGAUAGAUACAUGGCCAUCAUGAACCCGUUGAGACCUCACAUGGGUAAAAGAGCUACCCUCUGCAUAGCGAUUUUCAUUUGGAUCGUAGGAGCUAUCCUCUCGCUACCGAUGCUACUCUUCUACACAACAUACACUCAAAACUUUGCAAACGGCGAAAUACGAGUGAUCUGCUACGGCGAUUUUCCCAACAGAGACGACAAUGGUCUCAGUUACGACGAAUACUUAUAUAAUGUGAUCUUUAUGGUACUGACGUAUGUUUUACCAAUCGGAUCGAUGACGUUCACGUACGCCAGAAUUGGUUUGGAGUUAUGGGGUUCGCAAAGCAUCGGCGAAAAUACCGCCGGGCAAUUGGAAGGUAUAAGGAGUAAGCGCAGGGUUGUGAAAAUGAUGAUUGUUGUCGUAGUAAUAUUUGCAGUAUGCUGGCUACCGUUUCACGUGUACUUCAUCAUAACGUCAUACUUCCCGGAGAUUACAAACGAGCCAUACAUCCAAGAAGUUUUUUUAGGUAUUUACUGGCUCGCCAUGUCUAACAGCAUGUAUAAUCCCAUAAUCUACUGUUGGAUGAACUCCAGAUUUCGGCGAGGAUUUGCCCACUUUUUCUCCUGGUGUCCGAUGGUACAGGUUGCCGCCGAGCCCUCGUUAUCACGUUCCGAAGCGUUAACGUCUCGAUACAGUUGCACCGGAAGUCCUCAAACCAACACCAGGAUAUCACGGAACGGUACGUGUACGUCUUCCUGCACACCCUCGGAACGUCCUUGCACCACAUCGUCCACAACAUCCACGAGCGAGUCACGCUUCGAACACGACGACGCCCACACGGAUGCACGAAAUUCUUACAUAGAUUUGCACGACUUCACCGUUACCAGCGUCGUCCUUGGCGAAACCAAUGCCGACGUGAAUCGCGAGACGUAGUAACGAAAUCGACUUUGAAACCCCGAUCGUUGUUUCCUUCGAUAUCCGGUUCGAUUCUUUUCGAUAAUUUACCCCGCGGGACAACUUUCUAAUCGAAAGCAUCGAUGAAAAUAAUCAUUACACUUCAGGGUCUAAAAUAUCAAUAUUAAACACAUACGAUUAGAUUCGCGUUUACGUGUACAUUUUUUUAGAAGAAAAAUUAUUAUCAAUUAACCCUCGCGGCUAUGAGACGAUCGUUUCGAAUGCAAGCAUCGAAUAAAAUCAAAGAAUGGAUUUUUUAAUGCUUUCUAGUUAUAUCGUGAUAGUGCGAUCAGCAAAGACAUGUGAAACACAAAAUUCAAUUUUCUAACUUCUCUAGAUUUCUAUUAGCUUCAUAGUGUUCGUAUUGUAUGUAAUUUGUAUCGUGCUAUAGAGUGUUUUAUUGCAUAGUUUUCAUCAUUUUCUCGUGGUUUUCUUAUUUUUACACAUGUAAGUCUGUAGCUUUUAUUACGCAACCUACAAUUCCUAAAGUUUUACGAUGUUUGGAAAUUUGAUCCUAUUUUUAGAGUUUCAUAGUUUUUAGAAACUUGUAAUAAAGAUGCAACAGUAACUAUAUAAAGAUAAAUAAAUAUAUUUUUCGAAUAAAAUUCGUAAUUAUAAUUUUUUCUCUUCCCGUCUGUACGCGACGAUUUUCAAAUUACUAUGGAAAUUGAAAUUUCAUACAUGGUUGGAACAUAACCGAUUCAUUGUUGUCCGCGGUCUGCCGUUUGAGGGUUAAUAAAAUAAUAUAUAUAUAUUUCUAGUACGUAUAUAGUAUGCCAAAUAAUUUUCUAUUUUUCUUUUAUCAACGACUAACUUAUCAACAAUGCUUGUCUUCGUAAUCGCGAUACACGGUUGAAUUACCAACAAUCGGCCGAUUAUAACGAAUAUUAACAAUGCGUUUAUAGCUUUUUCAUACAAUGCGGUUGAUGUGAAAACUAUUCAUCGUCAUAUGUAAUCUCAGAUAUAUGUAUACAUUUAUACAUUUUAGGCCCUGGUAUUUCGUCAUCGAACGAUUCAUAAAAAAAAGAUUUGCACAAAUGGAAUGCGGGAGCUUGAAGUUAUUUUACAUACAGGUACAUAUGUACCUAUGUACUUUUGUUUAAUUGAUAAAAAAGUGAAAAAUAUAUGGCAGGUGUAUUAAAGUGACGUAAUAUAUAUCGGGUGUUAUUCGAAUACAAUGAGAUAUAAUAUCAACGUCAUGAUAUAAAGCCGCCACAAUGUUGUCUCCUUCUUAUCGACAAUUUUAUGAUCGAUGAUUUUUGUCGUUUAGAACUUUCACCUUAAGAUUUAUUAUCGUUACUCGACUUUGAAAUAACAAAAAAGACAAAACUACGGAUAAAAAUAAAGUAUCGCGUUACCAAAAGAAGGCGCAGCAAUUUA
This is a messenger RNA of Bombus impatiens (common eastern bumble bee), 3875 nucleotides long. Its product is annotated as tachykinin-like peptides receptor 99D. Bases 1131 to 2474 code for a protein of 447 amino acids. The transcript has 5 exons. Gene Ontology annotation, molecular function: tachykinin receptor activity. The record is from RefSeq and is a predicted model, not a curated record. Gene Ontology annotation, biological process: G protein-coupled receptor signaling pathway. Lineage: Eukaryota; Metazoa; Arthropoda; Insecta; Hymenoptera; Apidae. Gene Ontology annotation, cellular component: plasma membrane.